UUUCCCUUACCUACGCCAAUGCCACAUUUUGGCUACACCUCUUAUGCGAAAAAGCUUAACCAUAUGGCAGAAGACGGACUGUGGUACAACCCCGGGAAACCAAAGUUUAAGGACCAAAAGCUGGAAAGAACAAGGGAGCAUGUGCAUCCUGCAUGACAAGGAGGACCUGUCCAGACUGGAGAUGGUCCAAAGACUAGCCAAGGAUGGUUGCCGCUUUCUGCAGAACCAGGGCAAGGGCCCGGAGAGGAUGAGUGAGCCACAGAGUGACGAGGCAGUCCGUGUGUGUGUUAGGGAGAGGGGCCACGACGUGCUGGUCCUCCAGAGAGUGUCGUCACAGCAGCCAGCCCCCUCUGCAUCUGCGAGGGGAGGGGGGAGAGAGGAGACGAGGAAUGGGAGGUAUGUGGUGGUAUCAGGGACCCCGGAGAAGAUCCUGGAGCACCUGCUGAAUGACCUGACACUGGACGAGGAGCAGGGGACGACACAGGGCAAAGAGUCAGAUACGCUGUUGGAUGACUUUCUGCUGACCUACCCGGUGUUCAUGUCUACAAGUGAUUUAUGCCAAGCUCUGCUGGGACACUAUUGCUCCAAGCGUUACAGAGGGAAAGAGGACAGGAAGGAGGCUCUGGAAAGGAAACGAAAAGUCCUGCACCUGGUGUCACAGUGGGUGUCUCUCUGCAGAGAUUUCCUGAGGGAGGACGAGCAUGUCAAACUCUUCAUGAAGACUUUGUGUCGAUACGUGUUGGAUGAUCUGUAUGAACACCCAGCGCUGGAGAAGGAUGUGAGGGAGCUGCAGCAACUGUACCAGCUGCAGCAUAGACACACAUCGGAGGAAUACUCCCCUCAGAGAAAGAGCAAAAUGCUUUUCCACCAAUUGAGCCUGAAGGAGAACGGGUUGACUCCCAGAGGAACACAGAGGGAGAGCAAGGAAGUGCUGUGUCAUGUCUACAUCACCAUGGACUCAUACUUAAGUAUGAAGGCUCAUGUGAGUGUUGUGGCCCAGGAGCUGCUGCAGGCGGCAGCAGACAGAAUGGACGUCCCCCAGGGUGAACUGGUGCUUGUGGCCGUCACUUACACCGGGGGUCGGCUCCUCCUGCAGCCUCAUGACAGAGUCUUCUCUGAUUCUUCACGGCCAGUUGGGAGGCUACAUGUGUGCAGGAAGGACUUGGGGGAAGUGUUGAACCCAUUCACAGACAACUCAGAGCUGCAGCAGAGGACAGCUCGCAUGCUCAGUUUAAACACAUGGGACGUGGCUGUUGCUCUCUCUAACUUUGACUGGACCAUCUUUGACUCAGUGCACGAGCAAGAGCUGGUUUAUUUUACCUUCAGCCGUCACUGUGGCAGCAGUCACACGGUAGCAUUGGAGCUGCUGCUGCAGCGCUGUGAUGAGGUCCAGCUGUGGGUGAUGACUGAGGUGCUGCUGUGUUCGAUGCUGUGCAAAAGAGUCCAACUCAUCAAGAAGUUCAUCAAGAUUGCCGCACACUGUAAAGCUCAGAGGAAUCUCAACUGUUUCUUUGCCAUUAUAAUGGGCCUGAACGCUGCAGCAGUCAGCAGACUCAGCCAAACAUGGGAUAAAAUUCCUGGGAAAUUCAAAAAGCUGUUUUCAGAGCUAGAAACCAUGACCGAUCCCUCGCUGAACCACAAAGCCUACAGGGACUCCUUCAAGAAGAUGAAGGCGCCAAAGAUUCCCUUUAUUCCUCUGCUUCUGAAAGAUAUCACAUUCAUUCAUGAAGGCAACAAGACGUUUCAUGACAACCUUGUCAAUUUUGAAAAGCUGCACAUGAUAGCAGAGACAGUGAGGCUCAUCAGGCAGUGUCAGAGAGAUCACAUGGGGAAUGGCAUCACACAGAAGAGCAGCUCAGAAGUGCGAGGCUACAUUGAUUACCUACAUAUCAUUGACAAUCAGGAGACUCUGUUUGAACUCUCUCACAGGCUCGAGCCUCGAGCAUAGAGAGCAACUUUUUUUUCUCUGCACUAUACCCACUGAGUCAGAUCGCCAAGGAGCAAUCUUUCACUGUCUCAUCUAUCUCUCAGGACACAAGGCGGCAAUCACAGGACACUUAAUGACCUCAGCUAGCCACAGGAGGGAGCCACUGUAUCAGGAAACAACAGAGAUGGAAAAUGUGGCAAAUGAAAUGAUCAGUGCUUACAAGUAAAAAAGCCUGAACAGCUCCUGAGAUCCAAUACUACUGUUAAAAACAUUGAAGUAAAUAUCAUCACACAGUUUGGCAGCACAUCAGUGUCACUUCAACUGCACUGUAUGGCAGGUGUAUGGCUGUUCUGACAAAGACCCAACAGCUCCCCCUUGUGGAGAGUCAGUGGUUAGUUAGAGAAGAAUGUUUGCAUAAUUGCCCAUAUAACAAAAUGUAACAGAAAACAUGCAAACAAGCAUGGUGCUGAACACAGGCUACUUUUGUGCGACCUUGGAAAAGUUGCAUGUAUGUUUUGUAUUUUCAGAGGUAGUUCCAUCAGUUUUUACCAAAGAGUAUUUCAAUAGUUACUGUUCACACACAUCUGUUCCCUCAGACUUCAACUUAAUCCAGAUGUUCCUCUACCAGGUCACCCACACAGCUAUAAAUUAGCUUCAUGUUUGCACAACAAGCUAAACUUCAAAUGAUUGUUAAUCUUAAGCCUAUUUAAAUAUAGUUUUCACAUGGUUGUCUUUUCAUGUAUUUUUCUGUUGUUUAACCUUAAAGUGCAGUGUAAGAUGGUUUAAAUGAUAAGAUCACAGUAUUUGUAUGUUUUGUCAGAAAGUUAAUGCUUGUGUGUCCUGUGAGAGAUAUAAUCAGGUGUUUUGAGUGCCAAACAAUAGGAAUGCCAUUUAAAGUUACUAAUGCUAAUAGCUGAUAUUUUGAAAAACUUUGGUAUAAGUUGUGCUGUGGACAAUCAGUUAAAUUAAGCAGCAGACCCACUCUGUCUCUGUCUUGGAGUUAUUUUACCGAAAAAUUGCUCGUCAUAUCAAAUCCUUGGUCACCACUGACCUACAGCUGAUCGUGGUAAACAGACAGUAGAGGACGUUUGUUUGUUAAGUGGUUUAACAGUUCCUAUGAGAAAAGAGCAAUAGCAGAAUUCAGUACUCCAGCACCUUGUGAAAUCAAACUAAAGGUAGUCAGCCUAUUGUACAGUAUGUAGUCAUAGAAGAUGAAGUAUUUAUUAAAUGAUCUGGAUGAUGGACAACUCUCACUUCAAAGUAAGGAUAGGUCAUAUUAAGUAUUGUGUAAAGUGUUGUAGACUGACUUUUUUAUUGUUAUAUUCUUGAAUUUUUAUUUGUAUAUUUUGGAUUUCAAAGUCACUUUUACACAGAAAACAGUAUUUGUCUUAUUUUCAUUUUUAUCAUCAACGUUGUACAGUUGUUUAUAUUGUAUAUAUUUGUUUAAUUCUGGUUAAGGAUAUUUAUUAAGUUCAGAAUUAUUUAUUUGCUCUUUGAAUACUUAGACUGAUUUUAUUUUUAUUCUCUUGUACGCACGGAUUUGGCUGGUCUGCAUGAUUGGGUGAACCAUGGAUUGACCACCACUUUCAACAGUGCAUGUAACAAACGUUUUUUCCUCAUGAACGGCUCAUUGUAAAAGAUAGUUUGCAUACAUGUAUGCAUUUUAGAGAAAAAAAUUCAAAGUGACAGCUGUAAAAAAAAAUGAAUGCCUCAGAUGAAUUUCAUGAAGGUAGACAUUAAUUACACUGUGCUGAUUGAACUUAUUAUGAAGAAAUCUCCUCAGGUGCUGUGGUAAUUAACAUAGUUAAAGGACAGACAAGACUUGAUGAGAAGUUUGUUAUAGUGUGUAUAGCAGGUCACAAGCAACACUGAUUCAGUCAUAAGAAAUCAAAACAGAGGAGAGGCAUUAAACAUGAACAAGACAAACAAUGUAUUGUCUAAUUUGCAACCAGAGGCAAGCUUGGCCCUGUUCUUAAUCAGUCUUCUCAAUAUUCAUUCAACAACUGUAACAUUUACUUCUUUGUGAAAUAAACUAUAUUUAUACUCAAUUUCAA
Molecule: messenger RNA, 3981 nt
Organism: Cheilinus undulatus (humphead wrasse)
Lineage: Eukaryota; Metazoa; Chordata; Actinopteri; Labriformes; Labridae
Product: rap guanine nucleotide exchange factor 5-like
Exons: 19
Coding region: 44-1948 (634 amino acids)
Biological process (GO): positive regulation of GTPase activity; Ras protein signal transduction
Cellular component (GO): plasma membrane
Molecular function (GO): guanyl-nucleotide exchange factor activity
Source: RefSeq, a predicted model, not a curated record